This is a messenger RNA of Oncorhynchus tshawytscha (Chinook salmon), 2991 nucleotides long. It is a transcript of the gene txndc11, whose product is annotated as thioredoxin domain containing 11. Lineage: Eukaryota; Metazoa; Chordata; Actinopteri; Salmoniformes; Salmonidae. The record is from RefSeq and is a predicted model, not a curated record.
GACGUGGAGCAGCGUCAUUGCGGAAGUAGCUAAGUCUACGUGGGGAAGGAAGGUUGGCUUGUUCGUGUUUGAACUAAACUCUGCCUCAUACAGGAUAAAUGUGCAACCUACGGAACCUACAAUAACCCUGCCGCGCCGCGCGGAACCUACAACCUCCCCGCCCGCUAGCUGAAUGGCCUUGUACCGCCAGGGCGUGUAGAUCCGAUGGGAGGGAUAGCCGGGUAGUUCCCUGUAAUGCUUCGGUGGCUGCGGCAGUCUCUUAGGCAGGUGUCUAGUCUGAUGGCCCGGAGACCAGUGCUUGUCUGCGGGGCGAUACUGCUGAGCGUCCUGCUACUACUGGCCGUUACAUUUACCUGCAGCCGGGCUAAGAAUGUGGUUGCGUCUGCGCGUCCCCCGGUGAGGUUCUUCUCUGCCGAGGCCCCUGUAGUGGACCUGUACCUGGGUCAGCUGGAGCAGGUGGAGAGGCUGAGGGGCGCGGCAGAGGUGUCCGUCAUCUUCUUCUACGCUCCCUGGUGCGCUCACUCCAUCGCCGCUCGCCACGAGGUCCAGGAGGUCGCACGGAGGCUGGUCAAACAGGUGCAGUUUGUGGCAGUGAACUGUUGGUGGAGCCAGGGGAAAUGCAGGAAACAGAAGAGCUUCUACCAAUAUCCUGUCAUCCACCUGUUCUACAAGAGGUUUGGCCCUAUAGAGUACAAGGGUCCGUUCCUGGCUUCCUAUGUAGAGAGGUUCAUCCUGAGAGUCAUCACCCCACUGACCUACCUACCAUCACGAGCCACACUACAAGACUUCCUGUCUUAUCAUGAGCCGGGGGUAGUGGGUUAUUUCCAGUUCAACUCUUCUCCUCAGCCUCCCGGCUACAUCACAUACCUCUCCUCAGCUCUGCAGGCCUUGAAGAGAGACUUCCGUGGUGCGGUGCGUUUCGGGGUGGUGACCAGUAGACAGGUGGCAGAGUCCAUCUCAGUCAGAGAUGACCAGACCGUCUACCUGCACCGACACUUCAACUCCUCAUUGAUUUUCCCUAGUUGGGAGCGUAACUUCACCUCUGAAGGCAUCUGUUCCUGGGUCUUUGAGCACCGCGAGACCGUCCUCCAAUGGCUGGCGCCGACUGGUGCUAAGUCCCGCCUUCUGGAGCAGGAACUGACCAAAGGCCCUGCCCUCCUGCUCUUCCUGCCCCACAAUCCCCUGGGGCCCGGCCCCGACCCGCUGCUGACGCAGAUUGCAGACGUUGCGGUUCGCUACCAUUCCUGUAGUGACUCCCCUCACCACCACCACCACCCCUCUGACCACUACUAUUACAGUGGACCCUCCCAGCCCCUGUCCCCCUCUCUCUGCUGCCUCUCAGUGGUUCUGCCCAGGCCACACCCCCUCCCAGGCUCCACCUCCAGGGUGUGUGAGCUUUGUCUCAACCAGUCCAAUCCGGGUCGCUCUCCCCUCUGCACCUUCCCCUCCCAGACAUCAGGUGGUGCUGCUGUGCUCCAGUCCUACCUCAGACGAUGCUGCCUACCUGUUGCCGUGACGACGGUUGCCUGUAGUAACAUCCUGAGUAGCUACAGCCCGUCGUCAGGUCGCUAUAGUGCCUGUUGUAGAACUCUGGGACAGCUAGGGGUUUCCCUGCCCCCACAGCAGGGGCUAGGGCUAGACAAUGAGGGGUUAGGGAUACCCCGUCCCUCACCAUCCUCCUCCCAGGACGACUCCUCCCCGUCCUCCCAGGACUCCUCCCCGUCCUCCCAGGACCAGGAUGCAGGCGGGAUUAAAGGGUUGAGGUGUCGGACAAAUAAGACGCUCAGGUUCUACAUCCUGGACUCCGCCCUCCACUGGCCGCUGGCGGUGCGUCUCGGGGCGCUAGGCAACAACGAGAUGGGUGGCCUGGGGGAGUUAGGAAGGUUGCUAGGCAAUGGGACCGGUGAUGGCGCACAGUCGUUUGCGACCAUCGUGAACCUGAAGGAUGAGGUGCACUACGUUCUGGACCACAGAGGAACCGCUACUGUUACAGAGUCUCUGGAGUUGUUCAUCAGGAACUUUAGCACCUCCCACAGCCCACUGCAGAGACGCCUGGUGGGGAGGAGAGGAGGAGGAGGAGGAGGAGAGGCCCCAGAAGAGACCCUCAUCUCAGAGCUGACCACCACCUCUUUCCUUACUACUGUCAUGGAUCCUCACAGGGAUGUGGUGCUGUUCUACUACAGUCAGUGGUGUGGAUACUGCUCUGUUCUGAACCACGUCAUCAUCCAGCUGGCUAGAAUGUUCCGUGGAAACAGCACCGUCACCAUCGCCAGGGUGAACGUGGCGCGCAACGACCUGCCGUGGGAGUUCAUGGUGGAUCACUUCCCCUCUGUCCUCCUCUUCCCCAGACACAGGAAACACCUGUCCGUCAAGUUCCCGGAGGACACGCCCAUCACUCUCCCCACCCUAUUACGCUUCAUCCUGAAGCACUCCGACUCCGCCCACCAGCCAAUGAAAGCAGACGGAUCCGACCCUCACCCUCACGUUCUCCUCAAGGCGGAGUUCCGCGCUCUACAAGGAGAAGUCCAGACAUUACAUCGCGCACGCCAGCGCCUCUCCAACCAACUGGCCCAGCUGUGGCGAGACAACCGGCGGUUAUCCUUCGACGCCGUGGCCCUGGAGACCCACAAUGCACUGCUGCAUUCCCAGAAUGGCGAGCUGCAGCGCGAGAGGCUGAGCCUAGUGGAGCAGCACAAGGAGAAGAGUCGUCAGUUAGGGGAGGCGGUCAGGAGACUACAGGAACUAGCGGACGCAUCAGAGAACCUUCUCACUGAGAAUACCCUGCUGAGGGUUUUACUGGGAGCUCUGAGAGCCAGGGAGACAGAGAGAGGGGAGGAGGAGAACGAAGAAGAGGAGACGGGGGAGGAGGAGGAUGAGACAGGGGAGGAGGAGACAGGGGAGGAGAGGAGUUAUAUGGCCUCUUGACAGGGGAGGAGAAUACCCUGCUGAGGGUUUUACUGGGAGCCCUGAGAGCCAGGGAGACAGAGAGAG